Molecule: messenger RNA, 3593 nt
Organism: Strongylocentrotus purpuratus (purple sea urchin)
Lineage: Eukaryota; Metazoa; Echinodermata; Echinoidea; Camarodonta; Strongylocentrotidae
Exons: 7
Coding region: 317-2134 (605 amino acids)
Source: RefSeq, a predicted model, not a curated record
AAAGCAUUUGUGGCACCAAGCGCCUGCCAUAGAUGCAUGUGUCGGCCAUGUAGGAGGAAGCGGGAAGUCGAACAGGAUACUUCACCAAAAUACUCCAACUUUACAAAUUCCCAUGAACAAGGCUGUACGUUUAUCAAAUACAUCAUGUACUUCAUCCGCAUUGGAUGCAAAAACUUCGCUAAGUUAAAACACAAUUUGAUUCGCACGUCUUUAUCUAUUCCUGCAAAUUCGUUCUAAAAUUUGAAAUUCGUCGCGGUACAAUUACUAUUGGCUGUGUGGAAUUCACGCAAUUGGGUUCACCAAAACCGCAUAAACGAUGCAUCGUCCUUGGCAUAAUGGUGUUCUUCUGAUUGGGGUAUUCCUCACCCUCCCAUUCUUACUGGAAGCCAGUUCAAUUUGUAGCCAAACAAGAAGCCAGCAGGAGACAGCUAGCAUGAGGGGAACAAAAUCACUUGUUGUCGCUACAUCUUAUAGAUGCUAUUGGUUCUGGAGCUGCACUACCUACAAAACGGUCACAGCAUACAGGGUGACAUAUCGACAGGUUACGAAGUACUUCACCACACGUGUAUGCUGUGAGGGUUACUUAUGGCACCCAGCACAGAGUAAAUGCCUUCGAAUAUCAGGUCCAGAAGAAACUCUGUAUACGACAACUGAGAAUCCAUCUCUAAAUCAGUCAUUGUCACCAGGGAGCAGUCUGCCAAAUAAUUCUUCAUCUCCGAAUCGUACUGUCCUGGUCGUCUUACCCAGAACGACAAAACUCCCGGCCAGUAGCAACCCUCCCAUUACAACGACCACGCCUAGCAACGGUAAAGAUCAAGCCAUGGUGGCGCCAUCAAGGGCACGGCGACAGGCAAUCAUUAUGAUCAGCAUUCUCCUUUUCUUCAUCGCCGUGAUCGUAGUGUCAAUCGUACUCGGCUGCGUGGUGUACCGACGACGGAGAGCUCGCAGAAUACAGAGGAAAAGUCAUGAUUUGCACAUGGAACCACUUCGUGACUUGCAGCUCCUGUCGGAAACAAGUUCCCACAUUCUGCAUUUCUCUCCACCUUCCGCACCGGACGACGAGUAUGCAAUCGUGGACAAGAAGACGAAAGUUCCACCACCAGCCAAAGACCCUCAGCCAAGUUAUGAAAACACUUGCAUUGUCGAAAGACCCCCUGAUGAUAAUGGAAAAGACAAAGCACAAGGAAAGACAAAUAGUCUGACACACACUUACAUGGAUAGAUCCGUCUGUUUGGAGACCAACGAGAAGAUGAUUAUUCCCGUUUCCAUGGCGACGGUACCUGACAACUGUUACAACGAAGUUGAUGAGAUGCCAUCGAGUUCAGUCAGCCCAGACGGAGGCGUGCAGGAGUAUGACUAUUGCUACACUAAAUUUGACAACUCGUCACCAAACCCCAAUGAGUGUUAUGCAGAAGUUGAUGAUAUGCCACCAAGUUCAGUUUCUCGAGAGGGCGCCAUACAAGAGGAGUAUGAAGCAAUAGGUGAUGUACAGGGUACAUACGACCAUCUGGACCGAGGUUCUACACCGGGUACCUCGGAUCGUGAGAUAUCUUCCAAAGAGGGCUGCGACACUUCAGGCGGAAAGUAUGGCGUCCUUGUACAGUCCAGCUCAGUGGAUUCACCUGAAAACUACGAUUCCUUCCAACGGAGCGUGUCGGAAACCGAUCAGUCUGGCAUCGAUGGCUAUGCACCACUUCUUGCAGUUCCAUCGUCUGGUUCAAAUGCAGCCGAACUGGUAGAUGCCGAUGCAUAUGACGAUCUCGACAGAGCGAUGCCGAAAACACAAAAGAAAGGCAAAGAUCUUCUCGAGAAACUACGACAAAGCCCCAACACGGCAUAUGGACAUCUCGGGUCAAGUUUCGAGAGCGAUACCAGUGAGACCGGCUCAGAGAAAAUUCUUGAAGCAAACCCUGAUAUGGAGCCCAUUUACUCCAAUCAAGAUGUUACAUUGGUUGGAGACAACAAAUCGACGUACACAGACAUGUCCGGGAGUAGGCCCAACUCUGUACUCGAUAGAUCUAUCAGCCUUCGUAGCGAGAAAGCCCCAGUCGAAUCCUACACGGAGAUGUCUCCCACUCAUUUCUCGAACAACUACUGCAACGUCGAUCUGGAAAACAUUGAUGAGGACCACUAAAUCAUGGGUUGGAAGACCAUAGACCUCUAGCAGGUUCAAGGUAGUACUGAUCUUGACUACAGCAAGUCGACCCUGGUGGUAGAUAGACAAGGGAACAACAUGCUGAGCACAUUGAAACGCGGUACUUUAAUAAAAUACUUCUAACUUAUCAGUACGAAAAUAUGCGACUAAGAAGUAAUACUGUAUCUUUCUGUCAUAUAAAUAUGGUCUUAUAUUUUCUUUCACAGUACCAUAUAGUCUUGAUAGUGAUAAGGACAAUGUGACAAAGCAUUGAGGAUGCCAUAAAAAAACAUGUUUGACGGAUCAAAAGAUCCAAGCUGUUUAUAUAUUUCAACACCAUUGUCCAAAAUACCCAUAGUUUUAAGAUAAAAACAGACCAUUGUAAUUGACAGUGUAGAGGAUACAUUUUAUCAAGCCGAUCUCAUAAUAACUUACUUUCUGUAAUAAAUGUUUAUCGGUAUUGAACUAUAUGAUGUUUCAAAAUUUAAAACAGAAAUGCUUUUGUAAAAGCACCCACUCCAUAUACUCUAAUUGAUGCAGACAUUGAACACAAGAUGAAGAAGACUGCGCUAAGCAUACUCCGUUCAUGGUUUUAGAAUCGGUGUACUGUUUAUAAUGUACUCACAAUUACUUUAUUUUUAAAAACUUGAAUAGCAGAUAACCUACAUGUACUACUAAUGACAAUAUACAUUUUUUUCUCUCUCAAAAUGACCAUUCGUCAAGUGUUUUAAUCGAAAUGUAUCAUAUUAGUACAACUAAAGAUAAAUAUUAGUCUUUGAAUGUUUUGAAUAUUUUGAAUGUAAGUGUCAUGUAAAAUUCAUGUAACACAUUAAAGGGCAGAAAUAUGCUCAUGUCUAUAUGUUUAGGAAAAAUAAUAAACGGCUGUAUGAGUGGAUUUAUACUUUAGUCACCAGACAGAGAUGUAGUAAGUAAUAUUACCAGAAGGUGUAUUUCUGAGGUCAUGGAUCCGGAUUUUAUUUUUGAAAAUGUCAUAGAGAGUAAUAUUACACAGUUCUUUAUUCUUUCACUGUUGUUUUAUUUUUUAUUUCUCAAAACGAUACCUCGGUUUGUCUUCAUUUUACUCUCUUUCCUUUUCAUCCGUUUAUCUGCUCAAUAACAUUUAAUUGUUGAUAUAACUACAGACACAACGGCUCUCUAUGUGCCUAAAAUAAAAUUGAAGAUAGGUGAGCGAAGUUUUCAUUACAGUGGUCCGGUUUAAAUGGAAUAGGUUACCUUGUGAAUUACGCUGCAGUAUGUCAGUUGAAGUAUUUAAGAAACAUCUCAAAACACACCUUUUUACAUUAUAAUUAACUGCGUUACAUUUGCUAUCAUCUUUUUGUUGAGUUUAAUUCAUUGACUUAUUUGUUUGUAAAGCGCUUUGUUCAGUUGUAAAUUGGAUAUAGUGCUAUAAAAGAAACAAUCUAUUAUUAUUAUUAUUAUUAUUAUUAUUAUUAUUAUU